AUGGCGACCCCCGGCAACCUGGGGUCCUCCGUCUUGGCGAGCAAGACCAAGACCAAGAAGAAGCACUUCGUAGCGCAGAAAGUGAAGCUCUUUCGGGCCAGCGAUCCCCUGCUCAGCGUCCUGAUGUGGGGGGUGAACCGCUCCAUCGUUGAACUGAGCCACGUUCAAAUCCCUGGUAUGUUGAUGCCAGAUGACUUCGGAGCCUAUUCAAAGAUAAAGGUGGACAAUCACCUUUUUAACAAAGAAAGCAUGCCAAGCCACUUCAAGUUUAAGGAAUACUGCCCGAUGGUUUUCCGUAACCUGCGGGAAAGGUUUGGCCUCGAUGAUCAGGAUUUCCGGAAUCCCUUGACCAGGAGCGAACCCCUUCCCAACGACUCCCAGGCACGCAGCGGGGCUCGAUUCACACACACCGCCUACGACAAAAGACACAUCAUCAAGACCAUCACGAGUGAAGAUGUGGCCGAAACGCACAGCAUCCUGAAGAAAUACCACCGGUACGUCGUAGAAUGUCACGGGAUCACGCUUAUUCCCCAGUUCUUGGGCAUGUACCGGCUUAAUGUUGAUGGAGUUGAAAUAUACGUGAUUGUUACGAGAAAGGUGUCCAGCCACCGUUUAUCUGUAUAUAGGAAAUACGACUUAAAGGGCUCUAGGGCGGCUCGCGAAGCCAGCGACAAGGAAAAGGCCAAAGAACUACCGACUUUAAAGGAUAAUGAUUUCAUUAAUGAGGGUCAAAAGAUUUAUAUUGUUGACAACAACAAAAAGGUGUUCCUGGAAAAACUGAAGAAAGAUGUCGAGUUUCUCGCCCAGUUCAAGCUCAUGGACUACAGCCUACUGGUGGGAAUCCACGAUGUGGAGAGAGCCCAACGGGAGGAGGUGGAGUGUGAAGAGAAUGACGGGGAAGAGGGGGGUGAGAGCGAUGGCACCCACCCCGUCGGGACCCCUCCAGACAGUCCCGGGAACACGCUGAACAGCUCCCCGCCCUUGGCUCCUGGGGAGUUUGAUCCGAACAUUGACGUUUAUGGAAUUAAAUGCCAUGAAAACUCGCCCAGGAAAGAAGUGUACUUUAUGGCCAUUAUUGACAUUUUGACUCAUUAUGAUGCAAAAAAGAAAGCAGCCCACGCGGCAAAAACCGUUAAGCGUGGUGCUGGUGCAGAGAUCUCGACCGUGAACCCAGAACAGUAUCCAAAGUGCUUUUUGGACUUUAUUGGC
Messenger RNA from Nyctereutes procyonoides (raccoon dog), 1209 nucleotides. Its product is annotated as phosphatidylinositol 5-phosphate 4-kinase type-2 alpha-like. Gene Ontology annotation, biological process: phosphatidylinositol metabolic process. NCBI's taxonomy places the organism in Eukaryota, Metazoa, Chordata, Mammalia, Carnivora, Canidae. The record is from RefSeq and is a predicted model, not a curated record. Gene Ontology annotation, molecular function: phosphatidylinositol kinase activity.